Prinia subflava (tawny-flanked prinia) is the source of this 4878-nucleotide messenger RNA. RefSeq names its product ectonucleotide pyrophosphatase/phosphodiesterase 1 (gene ENPP1). Gene Ontology annotation, cellular component: cell surface. Bases 629 to 3355 code for a protein of 908 amino acids. The record is from RefSeq and is a predicted model, not a curated record. Gene Ontology annotation, molecular function: dinucleotide phosphatase activity; metal ion binding; nucleic acid binding. Lineage: Eukaryota; Metazoa; Chordata; Aves; Passeriformes; Cisticolidae. The transcript has 25 exons. Gene Ontology annotation, biological process: nucleoside triphosphate catabolic process; inorganic diphosphate transport; negative regulation of fat cell differentiation.
CGGGGGUUUCCGUGGGCAUCCCGCAGGCACUCAUGGACGGGAGAGGAAAGCCUCCUCGGGAAGGGGCGAAGAACUGCGGGCAGGGACGGAAGGAAGCACCUUGCCAGCAGCGCUCUGGGUGCAAAGGCGCACCGGGGGCUGGCUGCGUGCCUCUGGCAGCGCCGGGAGCGGCACCGGGACCCGCUCCCGCGCACACCUGCGCCACCGCGGCCGGGCGGCUCCGGGGAAAGCCGCGCCACCGCCACCGCCUCCGCCCGGGGAUCGGGCAGCGGAAACUUUCCCCGCGCUCCCUCGCAAACACCGCCCGGCGCCCUCCCCCGGACGCUCUUUGGGAGCAGCGCGGUGUCCCCCGGCCCGCACCGCCUCGCUGCCCUGCCCUGCCCGCACGGAGGGGCGGCCGCGGCCCGCCCUCACCUGCAGGGUGAUCGGAAAGCGGGGCUGGCCGAGCCGGGGUGGCCGCGCUGGGCGGGCUGGCAGGCAGGGAAGGAGAGGGACAUCCCGCUCCUUCCUCCGCGCCGCCGGCGGCCGGGAGCGGGGGCCGCGGGUGUCCGCGCUGCGGGCGGGGCGGGGCGGGCCCGGGAUAUUAAUAGCCGUGUCCGGGCGGGCGCAGGGCAGAGCCGCGGGGAGCAUGCAGGGGAACGGGCAGCAAGCGGGCAAGGGCCACGAGGGCCACCUGGACGGGGUGGGGGCGGCUGACGGCGGGCUGCAGGCUGCGGCUGUGCCCAUGCUGCCGGCCAUGGAGGUGGCCGAGGAGCCGGAGAAGCCUCCGGGCGGCAAGAGCAAGGAUCCCAACACCUACAAAGUGCUCUCCCUGGUACUCUGUGUCUGCAUAUUAAUGACAAUCCUAGGAUGCAUAUUUGGCCUGAAGCCUAGCUGUUCAAAAGAUGUGAAAACCUGCAAAGGUCGCUGCUUUGAAAGGACCUUUGGAAGCUGCCGUUGUGAUAAAGAUUGUGUGAAGCUUGGAAACUGCUGCUUAGAUUACCAGGAAACAUGUAUACAACCAGCCCACAUAUGGACCUGCAAUAAGUUCAGGUGUGGAGAAAAGAGGCGACCAGAAUAUCGUUGCUCCUGUUCAGAUGAUUGUGUGGAAAACAAAGAUUGCUGUGUCAAUUAUCAAGCUGUUUGUAAAGGAGAGGCAAGCUGGGUUGAAGAAGAAUGUGAGAACAUUACUGAACCUCAGUGUCCGAAAGGAUUUACCAAGUCUCCAGUGUUACUAUUUUCAUUGGAUGGCUUCAGAGCAGAAUAUUUGCAGACUUGGGGUGGACUUCUACCUGUUAUUAGCAAAUUACAGAAAUGUGGAACAUACACUUCCAGUAUGAGACCAGUGUAUCCUUCAAAAACCUUUCCCAACCAUUACUCCAUUGUCACAGGGCUGUAUCCUGAAUCUCAUGGCAUAAUUGAUAACAAGAUGUAUGACCCCAAAAGAAAUGCGUCCUUCACCCUUAAAAGUGAGGAGAAGUUCAAUCCACAGUGGUACCAAGGCCAGCCCAUUUGGCUCACAGCCAUGUACCAAGGGCUGAAAGCAGCGACGUUCUUCUGGCCUGGCUCUGAUGUAGCAGUGAAUGGAACCUUUCCAAACCUGUAUGAAGUGUACAAUAGCUCAAUCCCCUUUGAAGAAAGAGUAGUGACCGUCCUUCGCUGGCUGCAGCUCCCUGAAGAUGAAAGACCACACUUUUACACUCUGUAUUUAGAAGAACCAGAUUCCUCGGGCCAUAAGUUUGGACCAGUAAGCAGCGGAGUCAUUAUGGCAUUACAGAGAGUGGACAAAAUAGUAGGGAUGCUGAUGGAUGGUCUAAAGCAAAUGAACCUGCAUAAAUGCCUGAACAUUAUUUUUGUAUCAGAUCAUGGGAUGGAAGUAGGGAGCUGCAGAAAAACAGCAUAUCUGAACAGCUACCUGGACAAUGUUCAAGAUUUCAUAGUUGUACCUGGUCCUGCAGCUCGCCUAAGACCUAAUAAUGUUCCAGAUGAGUAUUUCUCUUUUAAUUAUGAAGGCAUUGUCAGAAACCUCACAUGCAUAAAACCGAACCAGCCUUUCAAAGCUUACAUGAAGCAGCUGCUGCCCAAGCGUUUCCAUUAUUCCCACAAUGACCGCAUCGAACCGCUGCACUUUUAUUUGGACUCCCAGUGGCAGCUGGCUCGAAAACCACUUGAGAUUAAAAGCUGCAAAGGUGGAUUCCAUGGCUCAGACAAUAGUUUCCCUAAUAUGCAGGCUAUCUUUAUUGGUUUUGGACCAGGAUUCAAGUUUGGUACUCAAGUUGAUCCAUUUGAAAACAUUGAAGUAUAUAAUUUAAUGUGUGAUUUGCUUGGUUUGAAACCAGCCCCAAACAAUGGAACUCACGGACGCCUAAACCAUCUAUUAAAACACCCUGCUUACAUCCCCCACCAUCCCAAAGAAACAAGUCAUCCUUCUGAAUGCUCUGUGGUGGGAGAAAGAGCCUUUUCAGUGAGCCCUGGCUGCUCCUGCAGGACAGGGGGCUUGCCAAUAAGGGAUUUUCAUCAGCGUUUAAAUCUUACUGAAACAGAAGUUGAGAAGACAGAGGAACUUAAUUUACCCUACGGACGGCCCAGGGUUCUGCAGAAAAAGCAUAAUUACUGCCUCCUUUACCACUACCGCUACGUGAGUGGGUACAGCAGGGACUACAGGAUGUCUCUGUGGAGCGCGUACACUGUUGGCAAAGGUGACAAAUGGAUUUCUCCUACAGGAUCUGCCUCCAGCUGUUUACACAAAGAUGCUCGUAUUUCACAGAAUCAUAACCAGACCUGUUUGUUUUACAACAAUCAUCCUCGCCUAACUUAUGCAUUUCUUGCUCCUUCAAAUUUUAUGACAGAUGAAAAGAAACCUCACUUUGAUGCCCUGCUUACCAGCAACAUUGUGCCAAUGUAUCCUGCAUUUAAAGUGUUAUGGAACUACUUCCAUCAACACCUGCUACCUGAAUAUGCUGCAGCCAGGAAUGGUGUCAAUGUAGUCAGUGGUCCUGUGUUUGACUAUGACUCUGAUGGGCUCUAUGAUACCCCAGAAAAGUUGAAAAGAUACCCCGGUAAUUCAGAAGUUCCAGUUCCAACUCACUUCUUCAUUGUGCUGACUAGCUGUAAAAAUACUUCUGAAACUCCUCUGGAAUGUGAAGGGUCUCUAGAUGCCUUGUCUUUCAUCAUACCUCACAGAGAAGACAACAGUGAAAGCUGUGCAGAUGGCAAGUCUGAGUCCAUGUGGGUUGAAGAGAGAAUGAAGUUUCAUACAGCUCGGAUCAGAGAUAUAGAAUUACUUACUGGACUCAGCUUCUAUCAAGACAGAAAACAGCCAGUAUCUGACAUUUUACAGUUAAAAACAUAUUUACCAACUUUUGAGACAGUCUGAUUUUUCCUAUGGAAUGUUGUUAUUCAUGUCAGAACUGAUUUGUAAAUAGACUUUUUUAAUUAACGAAACCUUUUUUAUAAAAAAUAAGCUGAAACUUUUAUUGAGAACUCUUGACCAAAAUGCCAGUAGAGAGGAGAGUGGGUGCCAUAUUUGUAUCUCAGGGACUCCUGAUGGACUAUGCUUGUGACACAGGAUGGCAGCGCCUGUCAUUCCCACUUGGAUGUGGUAGAACCAUGUCCAUUAUUAUGUUAACAUCAUUUGGUCAUCAUAGUUUGAGACACGAACACGGAUGUUAUCUUUGAUGUGCACUGGAGAGGGAGAAUUUUAUAAAGCAUGGUUGAAGAUCAGUAUUCUACUUUAAAAAUGCAGACAGUUAGCAAAUACAGUUCUGGGAAAGAGCUACAUUCUUGGUGACCAUUGAAAUCUAAACAACAGCACUCUUCUCACUCUGGUUUUCCUUGAAGUGUGAAUGGCACUCUGAGCUUUGGGUGUCUUAAAACAAUGCAGUGUUAUGAUGCAAUAAGCUAUACUGGGGUCAGUAGGACUGGUAACUGAACCUUCCCCCACAGGGAAGAGAUGCCUGGCUAGAGGAGUUCGGUUGGCUGGGAAGUCUUGGCAUGUUGCUGCCCUCUGAUGGCUUCAACACCGAUGGAGAAUUAGAGGCACAGUUUCUAUGUUGUACACACAUCCUCUGAGUGGGUGGAUGUAGGAUGCAUCAAGUCACCUGUUAAUGAAAAGAAAUCAUGUCAGGUAUAUGUCUGAGCUCCCAGAAGUAAUUAUCUUACUUCAAGCUAAACUUAAAUUUGAUGAAAAAUUCUGCUUUAUUGAAGCAAAGAUGUGUCUCUCUGUUUGGUACAUGUUCUUGUCAGCUGUGGUUUUGAAAUCCCAUUUUUGAAUGCAGGUGCUGUCAGAGAUGCAAAUUCUGAAGAAGUGUGUAAUGAGCUUUCUUGGAAGCUUUCAGGCUACACAAACAGCUGCUACAGGCACUCAGGAGUGUAGGAACACCCUCCUUUUCCAGAACACAUAUUAUCACCUUUAUAAUUCUCCCACUCUGUAAAGCUGAUGACCCAAAAUUGGCUCUGUUAUGUACAAAAUUUGGUAUAGCCAAUUUCACAUUUAUGGUCUUCUCAUUUAGAAAGGAGAAAAUAUAUCACGCACAAGUAUGUCGGAAGAAUGAAGAGCCUGUAACUGAGCAGAGAGGCAUUUGACCUUAUAGGUUGGCCAGCGCGUGCUGAAGGCUGGAUUCAGAGCCUGCUGAAGUCAGAGGAAGCUUUUCCAUUAACUUCAGUUUGAGUGGGCUGAAGUUCUGGGACCAUUUUUUCUUUUAACCAAGUGUAUUUUCUUGAUCUUAUGUUACGAGCAUAAUUUUUUUUUCUCGAGUAGUUUCACUGUGUGAAAUCUAAAUGUGUUGUAGCAACUUCACAUUACGAUAUGACUGUGACAGCAUUAUUCAGUGUAACUGCUUUGUAAUGUUGCCUGUGACCAAUAAACCCGUCAGAAGUACUAUGCUGUUUGUGAGCCUU